UUCCACCCGACAAAAUAUUGCAAGCGUAUUCUUUACACAGAUCAUGAUAUUUUAAGGGAAGUUUGUCUGCAAAACUUCGGCAUCAGUAGUAUGCAAGAUGUCAUGGUUGUCAGGAUUGACAGGAAAUGUUGAAGAAUUUCUCAACAAAAUUGACCAGUCAGCAGCUGGAGCCUUGAAGACUGAAAGUGAGACAAGUUACGCAUCAGGAAAUGUUUCUGGUAGUAAAAGAAGUGAUCACACAGCUGAUGCUGCUUCCUCAAGACAGUAUAUUCAAAAUCCUGCACCUGUUGGUUCCACUAAAUUAAGUGGUCAAGGAACAGACAAAUCCUCACCAUUUGUGACUAAACCAAUUCGUCAAACACUUACAGGAUUAUCUAAAUCACCAAGUACUCCACUACAGUCAAACAUCAAACAGGGUAGUUCUCCCAGUCCAGUCCAAAAACCACAAGCAAGUGCAGUCUCCUCUGUAUCAACUCCACAACAAGUAUCUACAGUAACAACUCCAGGGGGCAAGAAAAAGAUUGACUCUGAUGAAGCUUUGUUUGACUUUCUAAAUAGCAGUGAUCCAGUGGAAUCAACUAGAAAGAAAAGUACAACUCCAAUCAGUAGUGCUAGACAUUCGCGACAGUCAAGCACAUCCUCCACCAUAUCAAGUAAAGGCAAUAAGAGCUCGGAUGCACCACCCUCGACAAGUGGAUCAUCAAUAGUGCAUAUAGAUUCAGUUGGACCAGCAAGUGAACGAGAAAGUCCAAACUCUGAGCCUGAUGGGCUUGCUGAUGUAGCAGCACUAGCUGAUGCUAUGCUAGAGCAAAGUCCUAGCAACAGCGUCCAUAGCAACCAAGGGUCAGAAACAGCUGGGGAAGCUCAUCAGAAAAUGUCAUCGCUAGAGCUGGAGAAUAAGCUUCUGAAAAAUGAAGUUGCUUCUCUUAACCAGGAGAUGUCUUCCAUCAUACAGCGAUCCAAGGAUUCAAAUUCUGAAUUGAAUAUUACAAAACAGAAGCUGGAUUCUUAUCAUCAGUCAGCGUCCAUGCAUGACCAGCUAGUUCGUGAAUUGCAGUCACGAGAAUCAGAUCUGACAGAGGCUUUGGGGGCCAAAGACUCCCAACUGGCUGUUCUUAGAGUCAGACUAGAGGAAGCUGACAAAGAGCUGUCAAGGAAAGAAGCAUCUAUACAUGGUCUCCAGUCACACAGGGACAGGAUACUUCAGGAUCAUACAGAUUCCAGUGGUAUGCACAGUCAGGCCCUCGACACUCUCAAGUAUAAACUAGUGGAGGUUGAGACUGCACUACAGAGGGAACAGGAGGCAUACAAAAAGGCUCAGCAAGAGGCGUCAGAUAGACAAAGUCGACUGGAAAAUGAACAGAGAAGUCUGGCUGAAGCCCUUACCUCCUCAGAACGGAAAUUUAAUGAGGAAAAAGCCAAAGUUUCUGAAAUAUCUGUCCAGAUGAAAACACUCAAGAGUAGUGCUGACUCGGCCAAACAAGAACUGUCAGAGUACAAGGAGAAGGCCACAAGGAUACUGCAGUCCAAGGAGAGACUAAUUGCCAGUCUAAGAGAGGGGUCUGGAGCUGCAGGGGAGAUGGCUGGAGUGUCCAGUCUGGAGUAUGACUCGGUCAAACAGGAGCGUGACAUGUUUAGGGACGAGCUUCAGCAAUCCAGGAUGACUGUGGACAGUCUAAGGGUAGAACUGCAGGAUCUAGAGGGACAGUUACAGCGUGACAGUGAUGAGGCCAAUGACCAGAUUUGUGCUCUAGAGGACAACCUUAUGACUGAGAAACGUCGACGGGAGGACGCUGAGACUGAACUCCUCAAACAGAAACAGGAGAUGCAGUAUUCAAUAGAGGAGAUUCACAAACAAAAAGGAACAUUUCAGAACUGUGUUAGAGACAGAGAAAUGGAAAUAGAAAGACUCAGAAAUCAGCUCACAACAAAGUCGAUCAGUUCUACAUCUGAGAAUGAACUAGAAUCUCGUGUGAGGUCACUGACAGAGAGCCUCAUACACAAACAGACAAUGCUGGAGGCAUUGAGUACAGAGAAAAACUCACUCACCCUGCAGCUUGAGAGACUUGAGAUGCAGUAUAAAGAUGUCCAGGCCUCGUCUCUGAGGACCAACACGGCUGUCGUCCAUGUCAACGAUGAUGAUGAAGUGCGACAGAGACUACCAGCGUUCAUGCGUGAGGCAGCCACAGACACAGAAGUGACCAAAAAAAUGAAGCGGGCUGCCAACUCUAUUGAUAAGCUCGGAAUACGCCUUGGAGUUUUCCUAAGGAGAUACCCCAUUGCCAGAGUAUUUGUGAUAUUAUACAUGGCAAUGCUGCACCUUUGGGUUAUGGUUGUGUUGCUGACGUACCAGCCGGAGAUGCAUGGGGCUGACCAUGGACAACCAUUGCCUCCACCUGGCGCCCGCUGAAGAGUGCUGGCACUCGCAGACAACAGCUGUGUUAUUAAACUAUUUAUGUCUUUCUGCUGUUUGGUACAGCAAGGGGAACAACUCUUUCACUCCAUAAGAUCAUGUCCAUUAAGUCCUUUCUUGUUUUGUCGUUGUCUGAUGGUACCCCAGGUGAUACGAUACUCUCCUUAGGAUGACUGCUUGCUUCGGUGUCAUAUAAACCAUUUAAGUGCGAGUUCAAUCGGAAUCUACCGACUAUGGUCUUAAUAAAGAGGAGCAAAUUCACUUUUAUUACAUGUUAAGAGCAUGUGUAGAGAAACUAGCAGGUACAAUGAAUAUGUCCGGUAAUUGACUAUGGAUUAACAUCCAGAUUUAAUGUGUCUGACCACAGGAAUUAGACACCAUUUGUACAUUCACCACCACUUGGAAGCAUGGCAUUGGUAGGUUUUUGUUUUUUUUGUUUUUUGUUUAUUUUUUCAUUUCAACAAAUUUUGUUAUUAUAAAACAAAUGGAUUGGACAACAGGCAAGCCUAUAUAAGUCCCCUCCAAUAUCUUGUUUAUCUGUAUAGUAUGGAAUAUAGGAAUCUUAGUAAAAUUUUGAUGAUUGAACUUGUAACACAUUCAAUCUAUUUGACUUAAAUUUUACCAAGGUAGAUGUGGGAAUAGUGUAAUUCCUUUAAACUUUAUAUUGCAAUUCAAAUACUGGAAAACAUUUUAUAAAGCAUUUUGAGCUAUAGAUGUCUGCUUCAUUUUCAUUUUCUUAUUAAUGGAGAGCUACGUGGCAUAUGUGUUAAAUUUGUUGAAACCGUGUGGUAUACAGUCUAUACUACAAGUUUGUUCAGCUUUUACGGAAAACCUUAAGACAUAUUGUAUGUAUUGAGAGUUUUAAGAAUUUUUACGGAAAAUUUGAAAAAAAUACAUUUGUACUCUAUACAAGUUUGUUAUGUAUUUAUUAAAAAGUUCAAAAUGUACAGGCUAUGUGACGCCCAGCUGUGUUUUUGCUUAUCUCUAUUGGAAUUAUUUGUCAGUUUGUUAUAUCUUCAAUUUGGUGUGAAACCAAAAUGCAAGUGUUUUACAUUAUAAGCAUUAGAUAUAUCUUUUUAUGUGGAUCUUUAGUUUUGUGUUAUUUAUUUCAUUUUAAUUUUAUAAAAUUCGAUUUUUUAUGUACAUCUUAAAUACUGGUACAGUGAAAUAAUCCAGUAUAUGUUUAAUUACUUUUGGUAGGAUUCUCAAUACAUCAGUUUUCACGAAAACACUAUGUCGAUUUGGUUUUGUAUUACUUAAUGUCCUGUUAACACCGAUGGUCAUUUAGGACAGCUCUCUCUGUCCUAUAAAGACUACCAUUAUAAAAAUAUUCCUAAUUCAAUAUAGUGCAAUCUUUAUUUAAACUCUGAAAAGUUACCAAUGAAGCAUAAUUAUAAUGCACUUCAACUUGAAAUUUUAAGCAGUUUAGUUUAGUGUUAAUACUUAUCAUUUUAAUCAUGAUAUGGAAAGUAAGUAUUAUUUAUCAUAGGUAAGCAAUAAGUUCUGAUAUAUAUUAAGUAUAUUGUUUUCUUCUGUAAAAGAAAUAAGCACUUGCAUGGGUUCAGUGCCAGGUUGUGCGUUGACUUGCCGGUAGUGCCCUGUUAAGGACGAUAUUAAAAAGAUUUGGGCAAUGACAUUGUUGGUAGAUAUUUGUUAUUACCAUGUAAUGGUAAUAUUCUUUAGUUUGUGAUCGUAUUGAUCUGGUGAUUACAUAUUGUGGAACUUAAAAGAUAUGCUUCAUUUAAUUUAAGUGAGAGAUGUAUAUGAAGUGACAGAGAUGCCUUGUUUAGCAAAGAGAAGAAGAAUUUCGUAUCAUUACGCAAGAAACAAAUCAUUAUGAAGUGGCACUAUUAUUGGUCACAAAACUGUAGCAAGAAAAAGGUCCAGUCUACUUUUCGUAGUUGUGUAAAAAUACACAAUGUUUUCUGGAUAAUGAUAGACAAAUCCUAAGUAAUAUUUGUGUAGCAUGAUACAAUUGAUCUGUGAUACAUUGUUUUAUUAUCUUGGUGUGCAAGCCUUGGGUGACAUGGUUCCAGAAAAAAUAUUUCAGGGUCCUCAUUUUUUCCAUGAGAACUACACUUGUACACCAUGCUAUGUAAUGUUUGACAAUUUUAUUAAGUGCUCAUCAGAUUAGAUACUUCGAUACUGAAGCUUGUAUACACGGUAGAUUUCAGCAUUGUCCUUUCAUUUUCCACUAUCCGUAGUAGAAUAUGCAUUUUCUGUGUCAGAAUUUUAAUUCACAUGGACAGAAAUGUUUGUACAGUAUGAUGGUUCAAUGUAUGCGUAAAAACAAAUUUCUUAGCAGACAUCAUUGAAGUGUAUAUGUGAGAGUUAUUUGGUUACAAAUACAAAUUCUCUCUAUAUAAAGAACAUAUCUUUGGAAAUGGAACAUGUUUUCUUGAGAGGUUGUCAAGUUCAUCCUCCAGAACAAAAUUUAUUGUGUUGUUUUUUUGUUACAAAUGUAGGAAAAAAAUGACAUGGCUGUUAUAAGGCCGUGUACAAGUGAUGACAUGGCUGUUAUAAGGCCGUGUACAAGUGUUGACAUGGCUGUUAUAAGGCCAUGUACAAGUGAUGACAUAAGGCUUUGUAAAACUGCAAGAAGCAACAUGACUGUUAUCAGGCACAUGUACAAGUUGGGACAACAUCAACAUUAUUUAGCUGGUGAAUAUGAAUACUGUUAUUGGAAUUUGUACAUGUAAACUGUGAUCAGAAAGGUCAAAGAUUUGAGAGGAAUGUGUGUGUUUGAAUUUUAUGUACAUAGCAUAUUAUGAUACAUUGUCAGUCACCAGAGUUUGAUUGUAUAUCAACAAGACAACUGUGAUUACUGACGAUGAUUAUGAUUGUGUGUUUGUUAUGUAAUAUAGUGGUUAACAUUAAAUAAUAUAUUAUUGCUUCAAGCAUAAUUUGUAAAUUUAAAAUAAAAGAGGGAACCCAUA
Molecule: messenger RNA, 5349 nt
Organism: Pecten maximus
Lineage: Eukaryota; Metazoa; Mollusca; Bivalvia; Pectinida; Pectinidae
Product: golgin subfamily A member 5-like
Exons: 15
Coding region: 98-2410 (770 amino acids)
Biological process (GO): retrograde transport, vesicle recycling within Golgi; Golgi organization
Cellular component (GO): Golgi membrane; Golgi cisterna
Source: RefSeq, a predicted model, not a curated record